Durusdinium trenchii is the source of this 3068-nucleotide messenger RNA. NCBI's taxonomy places the organism in Eukaryota, Dinophyceae, Suessiales, Symbiodiniaceae. The record is from the annotation of a GenBank genome assembly.
CUUGGAGUGUUCGCGGAACCCUUCUUCUCUCGACGCUUCAUGCGCUUCGCCACGCGGUCGCGACCGCGAGCCGCGCCCCCCGCGCGGCCGCUUCGCCGCGCCCGCGAGCAGCGACGAGCGGGGUAUGGAGUGCUUUUACUUUGCUUCCUUUUUGCUUGGCCGCCGGCCACCGUGGUUGAUGAAGUGGAGCUGGACUCGCUGGAGCCAGAGCUCCCAGUGGCUGGCCCUUCAAGUCACGAGACCUUGCCCGAAGAGGUGGUGCCGUUGCGCUAUGACUUGCAGCUGACCUUGGAUCCUGAGAGGUCCACGACCUUUGAGGGCCACGUGAGCAUCCAUCUCAACAUCACCAGGGAGACCUCCAGCAUCAUGUUCAAUGCUCGGAAUUUGGUGCUGGAGUCCAUCGUAUUAUUCCAAGCCAUCGAGCAGCUGCAACCAGCGGAGGUCUUGAAGGACGCUGGAUGGGAGCGGGUCACUCUACAUUUCCGGGAAGCACUUUCGCCUGGCAAUGCUGUGCUGCAGAUCUCCUAUGCUGGGGAAAUGGGGAAGGACAUGGCUGGGCUCUACACUAGCCGAUACAAAAGUCGCCGGGGAUGGAAGACUUUAGCGCUGACUCAGUUCGAAGCCAUUGAUGCCCGGCGCAUGUUGCCUUGCUGGGACGAGCCAAGCAGAAAAGCCGUCUUUGCCCUCAGCGUGGUGGUGCCAGCGGAGCUUAUGGCCGUGUCCAACAUGCCGGCCGCCUCCGAGACCACGCUCGAGCGAGGGAAGCGGAGGAUCACAUUCCUGGACACACCCAGGAUGUCAAGCUACCUCUUGGCCCUGGCCGUGGGGCGUUUUGACACCAUUCAGGCGCAGACCGUGAACGGCACCUUGAUCCGGGUGUUGACCAUGCCCGGCCAAGCAGCCCAAGGGACCUUUGCCCUGUCGGUGGCCGCCCGGGCGCUGAGCUACUAUGAGGAGUACUUCGGUGUGCCCUUCCCGUUGCCCAAGCUGGAUAUGUUGGCUGCUCCCGAUUUCGCCGCUGGAGCCAUGGAGAACUGGGGCUUGGUGAUCUAUCGCGAGGUUGAUCUUCUGUGUAACGAGACCACCGUGGGCGUGGCGCGGAAGGUGCGCAUUGCCACAGUGGUCACCCACGAGCUCUCGCACAUGUGGUUCGGAAACUUGGUGACCAUGGAAUGGUGGGAUCAGCUCUGGCUUAAUGAAGGCUUUGCCAACUGGAUGCAGACUCAGGCUGUGGACGUCCUAUUUCCAGAAUGGCAUAUCUGGGAGCAGUACGUUGUGGAGGAGCAAAGCCGAGCGUUGCAACUGGACGCCUUGCGCAGUUCUCAUCCAGUGGAGGUGCCCAUCCGCCGAGCCAAGGAGGUGGACGAGGUCUUUGAUGCCAUUUCCUACUGCAAAGGUGGCUCAGUGGUGCGCAUGGUCAACGGGGUUUUGGGGAAGGAACUCUUCCGGAAAGGCCUGGGCCUCUACAUGCGGCGCUUUGCCUACAGAAACACCGACUCCACAGAUCUAUGGUCCUGUUGGGAGGAAGUCUCUGGGAUGCCCCUGAUGGCCAUGAUGAGCUCCUGGACGAAGCAGCAGGGCUUCCCCGUCCUGAUGGUCAACGAGACGAAGACCAGUCGAACUGGCGGGUCCUCCAGGCUCCUUCUCUCUCAGCGGUGGUUCCUGGCCGAUGGCAGCGAAGAACCGGAGGAGGGAAACCACAAGAAGCUUUGGCAGAUCCCAUUGCUACCUGGGCCUGGAGGGACCGACGAUCACCUGAUCAUGGAAAGUCCAGAGAUGAGAUGGGAAAAGAAGGAUGGCUUCCUGAAGUUCAACUUUGGCCAAGUGGCGCCUUACCGAGUGCUCUACGACUCUUCCUUGUAUGGAUCCUUGAGUCAGGCGCUGCGCAAUGGACAGGUGAACGCCCUGGAUCGCAUUGGUUUGCUCUUGGACGCCUUGGCCUUUGCCAAGCAGGGGAAGCUGCCCAUGGCGCAACUCUUGGGCCUGGUGUCAGCCUACAAGGGCGAGAAGAGCACGCAUGUCUGGCAAGCCUUGUCAGAGGUGCUUAGCACCCUUCACCGCAUGGCCUCGUUCGCGGAGAGCUCUUUUAGUGCAUUGACGGAUGCGGUGGGCAACGGAAUGCUGAGGGAUGCGCUGCAGGAGGUCGGUAUAGCAGCUUCUGCCAAAGAGACCGACCUCACGCGCCACAAACGGGCAUUGAUCUUGAGGCUAAUGGCCAUGUAUUUGCCCAAGGACAAGGCCUUGGCAGAAGAAGCCAAGCUUCGCUUUGAGCGGUGGCUGAAUGCCCAGGAUCUACAGGACACCUUGCCGGAUGAUUUGAAGACGUCAAUUUUUAAGAUCGUUCUCACCAACGCUGAGACGGAUGCUCCCUACAAUGCCCUACGGCGCUAUGCCCGGCGUACGGACAUCCCGCAGGCCGUGCGUUUGAGCAUCUACACUGCCUUGGGAUCGGCCAAGCGGAAAGACUUGCGUAUGAAGACGCUGGAUAUGGCCACGGGUGGACGCAGUGGAGUUCGGCUCCAAGACAUCAUGUAUCCAGUGCAGGGCGUGUCCCAAGCAGAUCCCGACGGCGCGCAAUUGGCCUGGCGUUGGUUCAUCCAGCGGCGGCGGAGCAUCAUGGCACGGCUGAAAGGUGCCAAUGUGAGGUUGUUGGGUGUGGUGAUCCAGCUUGCUGCUGGAGCUGUGCCGGACAAGGCCCAUGCGAAUGCCGUGGAGGCCUUUUUCCAGCAGCAUCCUGUUCCCGGCUUGGAGCGAUCCAUUGCCCAAGUGGUCGAGAACGUCCGCACAGAUGCAAAGUUCAUGAUGAGAUUCGAAGACGAAAUGCAAGGGGAGGAGAUGAAGGAACUCCUCAAAGGCUUUGAGCUUUAAGGCCAGAAUGCCAAAAAGCAGCCAACCGAAAGCUGCCAUGAUUAUCAUCUCCAACCAAAGCUGUUGGGAACUGUGAAGCAUAGCUGCCCUAGCUUGACGGCUCAGUCGUUGGUCUCUAUUCUUUUGAGAUCUUUUGAGUGUCCGGCUGAGAGUCGUAAAAAGACACUUCUCGGCGCCGGUUGGUUCUCGACCCGCGAAAG